Molecule: messenger RNA, 1460 nt
Organism: Zootoca vivipara (common lizard)
Lineage: Eukaryota; Metazoa; Chordata; Lepidosauria; Squamata; Lacertidae
Source: RefSeq, a predicted model, not a curated record
CUGAUGGGAGUGGUAAACCUGUAGAUGGGUGUUAAUGGCUGCUGAUGGCUGCAAUUAGUCCUGGGCUGAGGUGCUAAAGAAAGCUUGAUCAUGCAUAAUGAGAUAAGAAUCCGAUAUCUCUAUUCAUCCCAGGUGCUUCCAUGGUUUUAAGCUUGGUAAUGAUUUCCAAUUCAGCAACUUCCCUUUCCAGUCUGUUCCUGAAAUUUCUCUGUAAUAAAACAGCUGCUUUGAGAUCUUGUAUAGAAUGUCCUGGGAGAUUGAAGUGUUCUCCUACUGGUUUUUCAGUCUUAUGGUUCCUGAUGUCAGAUUUAUGUCCAUUUAUCCUUUGGCGUAGGGUUUGGCCUGUUUGUCCAAUAUAGAGAGCUGAAGGGCACCGUUUCCAGUUGGAUGCUUCGUGGGUUCAGAUGGCAGAGCUAAAGAUUCCUGCACUGUAUAUUCUGAGUUCAACAAGAAGAACACCUACUAUCUUUUCAACCACGUUGAUAUUACGAUCACGUACCACAGUGCGCAGAAUGAGAACUGGCUCGGAGCUCGCCUGGUUACAGCUCGCCUGGAACCCAAAAGUUAUAAACAAACGGAUAUAAACAAUUUGUCUUGUGAAGGCCCCCCCAUGGAAAUCUCUGCAGAGUUUAGCAGCAAGCUGAAUCUGAUUUACAGUUACUCUGUGAAAUUUGAAGAGAACAACAAUAUUAAGUGGGCUUCGAGAUGGGACUACAUCUUGGAAUCCAUGCCCCAUACCAACAUCCAGUGGUUUAGCAUAAUGAAUUCCCUUGUAAUUGUGCUCUUCUUGUCUGGAAUGGUUGCCAUGAUCCUUCUGAGGACUUUGCAUAAAGAUAUUGCAAGAUACAACCAGAUUGACUCCUCAGAGGACGCCCAGGAGGAGUUUGGGUGGAAGCUGGUCCAUGGAGAUGUGUUUAGGCCUCCCAGGAAGGGCAUGCUGCUCUCUGUCUUCCUGGGGCAAGGGACGCAGAUUUUCAUAAUGACAUUUAUUACCUUAUUCCUUGCCUGCCUUGGAUUCCUUUCGCCAGCCAACAGGGGGGCCUUGAUGACCUGUGCCGUUGUGCUGUGGGUCUUGCUGGGGACCCCAGCAGGCUACGUAUCUGCUCGGAUGUACAAAACAUUUAGAGGUGAAAAAUGGAAGACAAAUGUGUUGCUGACAGCUCUGUUGUGUCCAGGGUUUGAAGAUGCAGGGCAACAAGGGCUUCGCCAUGGAGAAGCAAAACCACACUCCGAGGAAGUAGCAUCAGUACCAACAGCAGCAGCCGCAACAACAACCUCCCCCAGCUAACGGACAGCAGGCCAACAACCAAAAGCGAUUCUGUACCUUAUUCCCCUCAGAUGAAGGCCUGACAAUUGACAUGAAGAAUUUCCGAAAACCUGGUGAAAAGACCUUCACACAGAGAAGUCGCCUGUUUGUGGGGAACCUGCCCCCUGAUAUCACAUAAGAAGAGAUGAGGAAG